Dentiscutata heterogama is the source of this 121-nucleotide messenger RNA. The record is from the annotation of a GenBank genome assembly. Lineage: Eukaryota; Fungi; Glomeromycota; Glomeromycetes; Diversisporales; Gigasporaceae.
GUUGGAUUGUUCCUCAAAUGGGAUUACGACUUAGUAUUCAAAUUUAUUGUUGAGGCAAAAAAAUUACGUAAGUGCUUUGAGGAAAUUGACGAUAAAUUCGAAUUACUAGCAAAAGAACUUA